Molecule: messenger RNA, 1869 nt
Organism: Colletes gigas
Lineage: Eukaryota; Metazoa; Arthropoda; Insecta; Hymenoptera; Colletidae
Product: lysosomal acid glucosylceramidase-like
Exons: 6
Coding region: 256-1779 (507 amino acids)
Biological process (GO): glucosylceramide catabolic process
Molecular function (GO): glucosylceramidase activity
Source: RefSeq, a predicted model, not a curated record
AAAUAAUUCAAACUGUGCAUUACCGCAUAAACAAUGUCAAAACCUGUCAUGUAUUUUAUCUAGCUCGGUGAACGUAAAGUUUUCUUCGAGUGUCUGAUAUAAGUAUCGCGCUUGUGACUAAGGUGACAGCGUACAGCCACGUCUCUCCUAUCACGCUCAGAAUUAUGCACAAAUCGACUAUUUAAAAAUUCAGCCACCGCUUGACUUCAACAUUUUUCGCUGUAAUUCGACCGGAAGCCAUCGAACGUUCGAAUCAUGUGGAAGACAUUUGCAAUUGCUGCCGUCUUCUUCGCGGCAGGUAACGCGAAGGACUGUGUACCUUACUUUGAUGGUACCGACAUAGUAGCGUGCAUCUGCAAUGCAACCUAUUGCGACGAUACACCGAACAACGAUCCGAAAAUCCCGGAAAAAGGAACUUCUUAUUGGUACGUGACAAACAAGGAGGGUCUCAGAAUGAAAAUGUUGAAGGCAGAGUUCAACACCUACCACGAAUCUUCCCCUGACGAGACCUUAAUCGUAGAUACGAAGAAGAGGUAUCAAACGAUUUUUGGGUUUGGAGCUGCCUUCACCGAUUCUGCUGGCAUAAACAUAAAAAGUCUCAGCCGUGCAACUCAAGAACAACUGAUUCGCGCGUGUUACGAUCCGGAAUCAGGAAGCAGAUACACGUUAGGUCGCAUUCCGAUAGCCAGUACCGAUUUCUCAACGAGGGGUUACACGUACGACGAUUAUGCCAACGACACGUCGUUGGAACACUUCGCGCUGGCGCCAGAAGAUUACGACUACAAAAUACCUUACGCCAGAAUGGCUCUCGAACUAAACCCGGAAGUAAGAUUCGUCGGUGCCGCAUGGUCGGCUCCACCAUGGAUGAAAACUGUUAACAAACUCGAUGGUGGGUUUUUGAAGAACGAAUAUUAUCAACUCUGGGCUAAUUACUUGUUAAAGUUUCUGGACGAAUAUAAGAAGAACGGGAUUGACAUGUGGGCAAUUACAACGGGUAACGAACCGCUAAAUGCCAUUGAACCCAUUUUUCCCCUUACCACUAUGGGAUGGACACCUGAAAGUAUGGCUGAUUGGGUCUCUAAGUUCCUGGGUCCAACUCUGGCGUCGUCGAUACACAAUGGAACGUUGAUUUUGGCACUGGACGAUAACAGACACGUAUUGCCCCGGUUUGUCGAACCAAUACUUAGCGAAAAGAACGGAUCGAAGUACACCGCUGGAACGGCUGUACAUUUCUAUAAAGAUAGCAUUGCUCCUGCGACUGUAUUGGACGCGAUCCACGAUUUAUUUCCGGAUAAAGUACUUCUCAUGACCGAAGCAUCCGUAGCUCCGGUAUCAUGGAGGACACCAAAUGCCGUGCCAGAUACGUGGAAUCGAGGCGAAAGUUACGCUUUAAGUAUAAUAGAGUACAUGAAUCAUUGGUCAAUUGGAUGGCUAGAUUGGAAUUUAGCUCUUAACGAAGCAGGCGGUCCAAGCUGGCUCAACAACAGCAACGAUGCAGCUAUUAUUGUGAAUUCAGACAGGGACGAAUUUUAUAAGCUACCCUUGUAUUAUGCAAUUAAACAUUUUAGUAGAUUUGUUGAUAGAGGUUCUGUUAGAGUUUCUAUCACCGAUACCGACAGUAUUAAAUCUACAGCCUUUACAACGACUUUGGAAGAAGUUGUUGUCGUGCUAUGCAACAGGAACAAUUCUUCGAAAUCUGUGAUUCUAAAGGAUUUAUAUAGGGGUACUCUUCGCUUAGAACUAUCUCCACAUUCUAUGAACACUGUGAUAUACCAAUAAAAAAAAUUAUUUUCGAUCUAUACGCUGCGUCAACCGGAAUAUGUUUAAAUAAAAUGAAAUAAAUCCAAUUGUAUUUAAUUAUUAUAUAUU